ACCUGUGAGCUGACAAAUGCUCUGGCUCCGGUGGUGACAGGUUGUCCAGCUUCUUACAGCCAUCUUCACUGAAACUAAGGUUAACUCCUCACUCUCUAUGGACAGCUACUCUCGAUUUCCAAGGGCGUGAAGAAUUUUCUUUUACUCCUGUGCUUUCAUCUAAAAGUUCUCCUUGGAUAAUUAUCAUCACAGUGGAUUGCCUGGGUUGGACAUCCUCAACUGGGUCAACUAAAAAAAGAAAGAAUGCAAGACGACAGCAUAGAAGCUUCUACUUCCAUAUCUCAGCUUCUAAGAGAGAGCUAUUUAGCAGAAACUAGACACCGGGGAAACAAUGAGAGAAGUCGAGCAGAACCGUCCUCCAACCCUUUCCAUUUUGGCAAUCCUUCUGGAGCUGCUGAAGGAGGAGGAGGCCAAGAUGACCUUCCAGAUCUUUCAGCCUUCCUGAGCCAAGAAGAAUUAGAUGAAAGUGUCAAUCUGGCAAGACUGGCCAUCAAUCAUGACCCUUUGGAGAAAGCAGAUGAAGCUCAAGCCAGAAAACAUCUUUCAUCUGAUCAAUUGAAACAUUCACCUAAAUCAAGUUUUGACCCCAACUUCUGUCAGGAUAACUCUCGAGGUCCUACCAGCUCUAAAGAGAGACCUCAUGAGGCAAAAAGGCCACAGUAUAGCUCUGAAACCCAGUCCAAAAAAGUAUUCUUAAAUAAAGCUGCCGAUUUCAUUGAAGAGCUGUCCUCCCUUUUCAAAGCCCAUAGCUCCAAAAGGAUUAGACCUCGUGCCUGCAAAAACCACAAGAGUAAACUCGAAUCUCAAAACAAACUUACGCAGGAAAAUAGCUCCAGUUUGUCAGAUAUCUCAGAAAGAAGAGAAAGAUCUUCUGUUCCCAUCCCUAUCCCUGCAGAUACUAGGGAUAAUGAAGUGAAUCACGCCCUUGAAAGGCAGGAAGCUAAGAGGCGCGAAGCUGAGCAGGCUGCCAGUGAGGCCGCUGGUGGAGACACCACCCCAGGCUCUUCACCUUCAUCUUUGUACUAUGAAGAACCUCUGGGGCAACCUCCUCGGUUCACUCAAAAGUUACGGAGCAGAGAAGUUCCAGAAGGAACCAGAGUACAGUUGGAUUGCAUAGUGGUAGGAAUUCCACCACCCCAAGUAAGGUGGUACUGUGAAGGAAAGGAGCUUGAAAAUUCCCCAGACAUUCAUAUUGUCCAGGCAGGAAAUCUGCACUCAUUGACCAUUGCUGAAGCCUUUGAAGAAGACACAGGACGCUAUUCCUGCUUUGCUUCUAACAUCUAUGGGACAGAUUCAACCUCUGCUGAGAUUUAUAUAGAAGGGGUUUCUUCUUCUGACUCAGAAGGGGACCCUAACAAGGAAGAGAUGAAUCGAAUCCAGAAGCCAAAAGAGGUAUCAUCUACUUCCACUACUUCUACAGCCAUUCCUUCAGCAGCACCCCAAGCCCAGCAUGUGGUGGCCCAGCCCAGGGUGUCAGCCGUCCAGCAGUGUCAGAGCCCUACCAACUAUCUGCAAGGAUUGGAUGGAAAACCUAUCAUUGCAGCUCCUGUGUUUACAAAGAUGUUACAGAAUUUAUCAGCCUCUGAAGGUCAGCUGGUGGUCUUUGAAUGCAGAGUAAAAGGAGCUCCAUCUCCUAAAGUUGAGUGGUACAGAGAAGGGACCUUGAUAGAAGAUUCUCCAGAUUUCAGAAUUUUACAGAAAAAACCUCGAUCCAUGGCAGAACCAGAGGAGAUUUGUACUUUGGUCAUUGCUGAGGUGUUUGCAGAAGACUCUGGGUGCUUCACAUGUACAGCAAGCAACAAAUACGGCACGGUGUCAAGCAUUGCACAGCUCGAUGUAAGAGGAAACGAAGACCUCAGAAAUAAUGGGUCUCUUCACUCGGCCAAUUCCACCACCAACCUGGCUGUUACUGAGCAACAGCCAUCCCCACCCAACCCAGAGCCCCCUUCUGUGGAACAAGCCCCUAAACCCAAACUUGAAGGAGUUCUGGUGAACCACAAUGAGCCCCGGUCCAGCUCCAGGAUUGGGCUCCGUGUGCACUUCAACCUGCCUGAAGAUGACAAAGGAAGUGAAGCAUCUUCUGAGGAGGGUGUGGUGACCACCAAGCAGACCAGGCCGGAUUCUUUCCCGGAAAGAUUCAAUGGACAGGCAGCAAAAAUCCCUGAGCCUUCUUCACCCAUCAAAGAACCCCCUCCAGUUCUGGCCAAACCCAAACUUGAUUCCAGUCAGCUACAACAGCUUCACAACCAAGUCCUACUGGAACAACAGCAGCUGCAAAACCUAUCUCCCUCCUCUCCUAAGGAGUUUCCUUUCAACAUGAGUGCUUUGAACUCCACUGUUUCCCAGGCGGUGAUGAUGCCCAGCAAGCAGGUGAAGGCUCCUUCAUCACAGACAUUCAGCUUGGCCCGGCCAAAGCAUUUCUUCCCCUCUCCAAACACCACCGCAGCAACUGUGUCCCCUUCCAGCUCGCCAGUGUUCACCCUGAGCAGCACUCCUCAAACCAUUCAGAGGACAGUGAGCAAAGAGAGCCUCUUGGUUUCUCAGCCCUCCGUGUCAAACAAAUCUCUAGGAGGAGUUUCCGUCCCAAAUGAGCCACCCCCUCUGGCUCCAGUAGAGCCAGCACCAGCGCCACUCACGUUUGCCAUCUCCAGUGGAAACCAGUUUCAGCCCCGCUGUGUUUCCCCAGCUCCUGUCUCUCCCACUAGCCGGAUUCAGAACCCAGUGGCUUUCCUCAGCUCUGUUUUGCCUUCUCUCCCUGCCAUCCCUCCCACCAAUGCCAUGGGGCUGCCCAGAAGUGCACCAUCUGUGCCAUCCCAGGGACUAAUGAAGAAAAACACAAAGUCUCCCCAACCGGUGAAUGAUGAUUACAUUCGUGAAACUAAGAAUGCGGUCAUUCAAGACUUGGGGAAAAAAAUGAAUUUCAGUGAUGCCAGAUCAAACCAGCAGGAGUACAAAAUUUCAAGCUUUGAGCAGAGGCUGAUGAAUGAAAUAGAGUUUCGCUUGGAACGUACCCCUGUUGAUGAAUCAGAUGAUGAAAUCCAACAUGAUGAGAUCCCCACGGGCAAGUGUAUUGCUCCCAUCUUUGACAAAAGACUCAAGCAUUUCCGGGUUACAGAAGGCUCUCCAGUGACAUUUACCUGCAAAAUUGUUGGAAUACCUGUUCCAAAGGUUUACUGGUUCAAAGAUGGGAAGCAGAUUUCAAAGAGAAAUGAGCACUGCAAAAUGAGGCGAGAAGGAGAUGGGACGUGCUCUCUGCACAUCGACUCCACCACCGGUGAUGAUGAUGGCAACUACACUAUCAUGGCUGCCAACCCCCAGGGACGAAUCAGCUGUUCUGGCCACUUGAUGGUACAAAGUUUGCCCAUUCGCAGUCGACUAACAUCUGCUGGUCAGUCUCACAGAGGAAGGUCCCGAGCACAAGAGAGAGACAAAGAGCCCCUACAGGAACGCUUUUUCCGACCACAUUUCCUUCAGGCUCCUGGGGAUAUGGUAGCUCACGAGGGGCGCCUCUGUCGUCUGGACUGUAAGGUGAGUGGCUUACCGCCCCCAGAGCUGACGUGGCUGCUCAAUGGCCAACCGGUGCUACCAGACGCCUCCCACAAGAUGUUGGUCAGAGAGACUGGAGUCCACUCUCUGCUCAUUGACCCGCUCACUCAACGUGAUGCAGGGACCUAUACAUGCAUUGCUACCAACAAAACCGGACAGAAUUCCUUUAGUCUGGAGCUCACCGUAGUAGCCAAAGAAGUGAAGAAAGCACCCGUGAUCCUGGAGAAACUGCAGAACAGUGGAGUUCCUGAAGGCCACCCCGUGAGGCUGGAGUGCCGGGUGAUAGGCAUGCCUCCACCUGUGUUCUUCUGGAAGAAGGACAACGAGACUAUCCCUUUCACCCGAGAAAGGAUCAGUAUGCACCAGGACACAACAGGGUAUGUCUGCCUCCUCAUUCAGCCAGCCAAGAAAUCCGACGCUGGAUGGUACACGUUGUCAGCCAAGAAUGAAGCUGGCAUUGUGUCGUGCACUGCGAGGCUGGAUAUAUAUGCUCAGUGGCACCAGCAGAUCCCACCGCCCAUGUCGGUCCGGCCCACUGGCAGUCGCUACGGAUCUCUCACCAGUAAAGGACUUGACAUUUUCUCUGCCUUCUCCUCCAUGGAAAGCACAAUGGUGUAUUCAUGUUCUUCUCGGAGUGUAGUGGAGAGUGAUGAACUUUAGGAAUGUCUGGGUGCCGGCUGUGUAAGGGGGCAGACUGUGGAGGGGGAAGGAGGACAAGCCAGACACAGCGGUUUCCAAGCAACUGGAUUUGAGUGAGUUCCCAUGCUGCUGGACCCGUGGCAAGAAGUGCUUCGAAUAAGUCAGCUGGGGACUCUUGCUAUCUCAGCUAGGGGAAAGAUGUAGGGCUGUGCCUUUUAAAGAUUCCAACAAAAAUGUGAGAAGAUGAUAACAGAUGAACCAAAGAUGUCAUGAAGUCACCCACUGCUUUGGGAAAAAGCUAGCAUGCUCCCCUGUCCCCUGCUAUGUUAGGGAUAUUUAUGCCCUAUUAGGAGUAAUGAGGGGCCAUAUGUUUGGACUGAAAGGAGUUAGACAGUAGUGACCUUAGGAAUCACUAACUCACCAAACAAUUAAAGGGAAAAGGUGGGGAGGUCUCCAUUACCUUUCAUCAGUUAAAUCCGUAGCAGUAGUUUUGAUGGAUUCAUUUAAUCAGCUUCUACUUAGCCUUAAGAGAUCGUGCCAUACGACUCACAGAUGUGGAGAAGCACUUUUGAUUUACUUAUCCUGAGUGUACUGAGCCACGUAUUAAGGUGCCAAAAUGUGCUUGAGAUACCAAAAAAUUCACUGAAACACCCUCAAUAUUGCACAACACACUUGUUCGAUAGCCAAAACAAGGCCCCAUUAGCCUGUCUGCUUCAUUUUCUUUUGGAUAUAAUGGUGAGUGGUUUUGCUUUCUGACUUUAUACAUCCCCAAAUUCUAGAACUAAAAGGUUGCUAGUAAACCAACCGAAAAGAAAGCUUCUAUGGGGUCACUUUUAAAGCUACUAGCUUCAUUGCCGCUUGCAAAAUAUGCAAGAGUUGUCAUCGUCUGCCCCUCUUCUCUCCCCAAAAGGCUGGAAGUGUAUGAGGCAGUGAGGGAGGAAGAGAUGCCAACAAGGAAAGGAAGUGAUGGGAGAGUGUUGUUUUUCACUUGUCCUAGAAGAGCAGUGGGUGUGGAAGGAGACAUCUCUAAUAGGUAUGAACUGUGUUUCAGAUAAUUUGCAUUUUCUAUAUGGAAAACAUCAUGCUAAAAAAAAAAUCAUGCUAACCAGGAAAGUGGGAGGAAAGGGGAGUAUGCAUCUUUGUUCUAACCCACCUAUUCAAAACCUGCCUCUUAAGCAAUUUUUAGAACUAAAUUCACUACGAUUAUCCCCAGUGCCUAGAAGAGUGCUUAGCACUGCGUAGAUAUUCAAUAGAUAUUUGUUGGAUAAAUGAAUCUUAUAUUAGAUAGAGAAAUCUGCAAUUCACACAGCAGUCCAAAAACUGCCCUGGGAAUGGUCCUCACAGCACAGCUUGCUCCAGACUCCCCUGUGAAAUGAAUUGGAGGUGUCUGUUACCAAUUCCUGGUGUGCAGGUGUCUGGUGUUCUCUGAGCCAGGGACCCUCAGCUAGUAUCUAACUCCAAUGAACAAAUAGUAGUUGUUUAGAAAGGUUUGAAAUUUUCUUCACUUCAAGGCAAGGACUUCCAGUAUAAAAAUAAAUUCAUUCACUCAAAAAAAGCAUUUGUGUGUCUACUCUGUAUAAGAUGCUAUGCUAGAGACUUAUGAAUAGGACACAGUCCCUGACCUCAAGGAGCUUACAAUCUAGUAGGGGAGGUAAGAUGUAAGGCAUAAUGAGUGCUGCUUUGGGGGGGGGGGGGAAUCUAUUCUUUAUCAAAUAGAAGUUUCCAGUUCUCUUCACCCUAUUUUUUUUAUGACUCUGAAAUCAUCUUAAUAUUUUCAAUCUUUAUUUCUUAAUGAAACAAAUGCCGCAGCUUACAUCACUAAGAAAUAAAGGUUUCAGUCAAUUAUUCAGUGAUAUUAUUAGAUUUUUGUUUUCUUUUUUCAUGUAUUCAGGAGCAAUACUAAAAAUACAGGCAACUGUAAUGACAGCAUACGUUUCAUGCAGAAUGCAUCCUAUAAAAUAUUCUGUUUCCGGGUUGGCUUCUAUUAUGGAAUCUCUUCUACCCAAAGAGGACUUUCUAACUCCAGGAUUGUUCCUUCUCGGUCAUUCACCUGACCUUCCUAUCACAUCUAUUUCUGUAGACCCUAAGUAGUUCUCCUAUAAAAGGAUAUUUUUCACCUCUGUAUGUCUUAGCUUUCUAAAUACUUUUUAUCUGUUGCCUUUUAGUGUUCACCAGAGAAUUAGGAUGAGUAUUAUACUUGACCACUGGAUGGCGCUGUCGAACCUAAAAUAUAAGAAACCUAAAAAUUCCUGAAAUUGGAGACACUGGAUUAUGUCAAUGCAGGAUUUCUGAACCUCAGAAUUAUUGACCUUGUGGGGUGGAUCGUUCUUCAUUGCAGGGGCUGUCCUGCAAAGUGCAGGAUGUUUGGUAACAUCACUGGCCUCUAACUGGAUGUCAGCAGUAUUAGCAGCUGAUCCCCACGUUGUGGCUACCCAAAAUGUCUCCAGACAAUGCCAUAUGCUUCCUACCAGGCAGAGUCCUUCACUGUGUUGAAUAAAUCAGUUCCCUGCUUUGGGAAUUCCAUUAGAAGUCAAUUAUAAUGAGGGAUACGUAUAUAAGAAAUUUUGGUUCGGCUGGAUAUGUUUGGACUCAACAUGUCCCAAAUCAGAUUCAUCAUCUUCCCUUUCAUAAAUCAUUCUUCAGCCUCGUUUAAUGAUUUCUACUAAUGGCUCCAUCACAUUCUUAGCGAUCCAGAUAAAAAGCAUCCAAGUCACUUUUGCUUCCUCUCGCCAAUCGAUCAACAGAUCCCAUUAAUUCUAUUAUUUCUUCUACAUUCAGCCCUUCCUUUCCAUCCCCCUGCAGUUCUCCAGUUCAGACUUGCAUUACUUUAUUAAUUUCCCUCAAUAUUUCUGAUUUCAACCAUAACAAAAGACUUCUAAGUGGCCUUUCUGCCUCUGUUCCUGCCAUUUCUCCCAUUCAAAUCCAGUCCAGAUCUCAGUGUCAGCUCUUUCUUCCUGAAGUACUGCUCUAUUCAUACUCUUCCUCAAUUUCAAACCCCCAGUGGCUCCCUGGAGCCAGUCAGGUACCCCCUCUUCUGCCCUGUUGUAUUCAAGGCUUAUUCCAAUAUGAUGCCAAAACUUUUCAACCCCUUCCUCAGAAAACACACCCAAUAUGGCAGCAAACCUAACAUAGGCCCCUGCUUUCCAGCUCCUUGCCUCUCUGUCACUUCUGCCUUGGAAGACUCUCUCUCCCCAGCCUCUACCCAUGGCAAUCUUAGCUGUUCCUUAAAGCCCAUCUAAAAAUGCCACUGCCUCUGGGAACUAUUUUCUGAUCCCCCAGGCCCCACCCAAAUACAUUCUACUUUCUUUGAAAACUUAUAGCAAGUUUCUUGAAUCUAGAAGAAGAAAAGAUGGCCUUGUAUAGUAUUUUAUAUAAAAUAUAGCCUCUCUAUACCUGCCUGUUCCCUCUGCUUGCACUAGCCAGUCUUGCCCACACUAGGUUUUAGCUACUGUUGGGAUGGACUGUGUCGAAGUUUGUCAUGUACCUUAUACAGAGUAGGCACUCAAUAAAUAUUCAUUGACCUAAACUGAACUUCAAAUUUCUAGGUACGUCAGUAUGUUCCCAUACAAAGUGAACUGAGACUAGAGCAGUGGUUCUUAACCUGGGCUGCAUAUUAGAAUCUCCUGAAGAGCUUUUAAAAAUAUUGAUACCCAGGCACAACCCCAAAUCAGUUAAGUCAUAAGCUCCGGAAUUGUGGCAUAAGCAUCAGGAUUUAUGAAAGCUUCCCAGGUGAUUCCAAAGAGCAGCCGCAUCUACGGAGAGUAAUUUCAGAACUUACCCAGAAAGGUCCAAGGGGAUGCAGAGAGCAUAAAGCUGUAGUUUGGGCACCUGGUGAAGAAUAUACUCCCCUCUGUGGUACAUGCAGUGCAUGCCUAGAAAGUAGAAAUAAACACACACUUUGGCCUUAUUGGACCCUCCUAUUUUGUGCAACACUCUUAGACAUGUAGCAUUCAUGAAGCCCCCAGAGGAAGCUCAAAAACCUGCAAAAAUGGACCAGGGAAGGAGAGAAAGUUGAUGCAAUUUGUCUGGUCCUUUGUUUCUAAAAGUCACACAGGUCCCAUAAGCACUCUCCUCUCUAAACAAUUUGAAAGGCUUUUCUUAAUUUGAUUAGUUGUGGAAAUGGAGAUCAAUGUACCCUUCUCUUUUUAUUCCUCACUUAAUUUUUGUAACAUUCAAUGAGAAAUUGAAUAGUUGAGAGACCAGAAGUAGAUAGAGCUAGAGCUCUGGAUGAAACGAACCACGGAGAGUAAUGCCUAGAGGAGUCAAAAGCUGACUUUUAUAGGGACAGGUUAGUUUGAAUAAUCUUCAAACGACAAAUGGGUUGCUUUCCAGAUGCUCACUUGUAAAUUGGUUGUUUAAAACUCAGAAUAUAUUUCCUUUCACCCAAAACACAAUGCUAGAUUCCCAAGUGAACUCAGUAAACCCAAUUUAAUUCGUGACUGAGUUACAAUAUCUAUUACAUCUGAUUGGGUGAUGGUCCCAAGAACAGGAUCCAGGCAAAGCAGCCCAUAACGUAAGAGGAGAAGAGAAACUACUUCCUCCUUUUUUGUGUCUAUGAUGUGGUCUAAGGUCCUUUGCAUCUAUCCACCAUUCUGUGUUUUUCUCCCCAGAUGCCCCGGGCUCCAUGUCCUAUAACCCCCCUCUGUGGUAACCCAUCCCAUCUCAGCCUGCCAGCAUGCUGCUUGCUCCAAAAUGACUUAACUCCAGUUCCAGGCAUUUCAGGCCGAUGGUCAGAAGAAAGCAGUCCAACUGAAUGAAUUCUGAUUACCUGAGAGUCUUUUAACUUCAUAGAGGGGCUGCAUUCUUUUUAAGCAGUUGCCUUCUUACUCCUAUCAACUUCUAAUUGACAGAAUUGCUAACAAAGUUUAAAAAAAAAAAAAAUCAGGUUGGGAGGGGGAGGUCUAGAA
This is a messenger RNA of Mustela lutreola (European mink), 9092 nucleotides long. It is a transcript of the gene MYPN, whose product is annotated as myopalladin. The transcript is spliced from 20 exons. The record is from RefSeq and is a predicted model, not a curated record. Lineage: Eukaryota; Metazoa; Chordata; Mammalia; Carnivora; Mustelidae. Bases 244 to 4206 code for a protein of 1320 amino acids.